AUGCUGCGUUCCUUGCUUUCCUUAGGCCGAAUAGGCAGCGCCAACGACUACCUCUUUCCGAAAGUGGAUCCCAAGGAGGACGGUCCCGAAUGUUUAAAAGACUGCGCCGACUGCACAGUGCAAUUUCCAUCAAAAGUGAAAGUCGAGACCUCCAGACCUCUCUAUGGCCAAGUCAAAGAAUUUCACGCCCAUGUGCUCGUGGCAACGGGGCAAUCGGACUGGAAGGAAAAGAAUGUCGAAAAUGUGACAGGAAGUUUGAUGGAGGCAUUCGAUGGGGCAAAGUCAGACCAUGGUCCGAUUAAAGUCUCAGCAUCAAAUCUCACUCCUCCAGAACAACCGACCACAGACGGAAGUUCCAAGCAAGGCACGACAGUACUAAUUCUACCAUCAUUCACAUACAUCGACUCCGUCGCACCAUUAGAUGUUCCAAACCUGAUUGCCAGAUUCAUUGACCACCCCAUCGAUCAGCAAACUGGAAACGGCACUAUCUCUCCCGCAAAUGGGAUGAGUUCUCGACCCUGUGAACUUGACUACGUGAUACUACUAUGUUCGCACGGACGUCGAGAUGCACGCUGUGGUAUCACAGCGCCACUGAUCAAGCGCGAGCUUGAGCGACAUCUCCGCCCGCUGGGGCUAGACCGCGAUGCAGACGACUCUCGGGCUGGCGGGGCGGGAAUCUUCUUCGUCUCGCAUGUCGGUGGGCAUAAGUUCUCUGCAAAUGUUUUGAUCUAUCGCAAGAAGGACCAGCAGAUGAUUUGGCUUGCGCGUGUACGGCCUGAGCAUUGUGAAGGCAUUGUUAAGUACACUGUUCUACAGGGCAAGGUUGUACAUCCAGAGUCACAGUUGAGGGGUGGCUUUGAUCGGGUGAAAGGGUUGACGAGUUGCGAGGGAAAUGGGGAAGGUCAAGGUCUUUGGGAUAGAAUUGAAUAA
Molecule: messenger RNA, 930 nt
Organism: Penicillium griseofulvum
Lineage: Eukaryota; Fungi; Ascomycota; Eurotiomycetes; Eurotiales; Aspergillaceae
Product: sucrase/ferredoxin-like domain-containing protein
Exons: 3
Coding region: 1-930 (309 amino acids)
Source: RefSeq, a predicted model, not a curated record